Messenger RNA from Labrus mixtus (cuckoo wrasse), 979 nucleotides. RefSeq names its product transmembrane 4 L six family member 21a (gene tm4sf21a). The record is from RefSeq and is a predicted model, not a curated record. Lineage: Eukaryota; Metazoa; Chordata; Actinopteri; Labriformes; Labridae. Gene Ontology annotation, cellular component: membrane. The transcript has 5 exons. The coding region runs from base 134 to 703 and encodes 189 amino acids.
GAAAACUAAUUUCCCUCUUUGGGUCGGGCAGCGCACAACUUCUCUCUCAAAACAGGAAAGGUUUUUUUUCCCCCUCAGACUUUCGGAGCAACUUUCACUGCAGUUAGUUUUUUUUUGUUUUCUCUCUGCAAACAUGUGUACAGGAGCGUGUUCCCGUUUCAUCGCUGUGGCUCUGUACCCGUUAGCAGCCAUAUCCAUCAUCUGUAACAUAGUGCUGUUCUUUCCGGGCGGGGACAUCAAGUAUGCCAAAGAUGGAAACAUUACAGAGGAGGUGAAGUACAUGGGGGGCCUCAUCGGAGGGGGUCUAAUGGUGUUGAUGCCAGCACUCUACAUCCACUUGACUGGAAAAAAGGGCUGCUGUGGAAAUCGCUGUGGGAUGUUCUUGUCCAUUGCAUUGGCUGCAGUGGGAGUGGCCGGCGCUCUGUACAGCUUCCUUGUGGCAGUGCUCGGUCUGCAGAAUGGACCUCUGUGCAAAAUUCUACUGGUGUGGACGACACCUUUUAAAGACGGGGACCGGAGUUACCUGACUGACAAAACCUGGUGGGGCGUGUGCACAUCACCUGAGAACAUUGUGGAGUUCCACAUUGGACUGUUCGCUACCUUGCUGGCCACCAGCUGCCUGCAGCUGAUCCUCUGUGCCAUUCAGAUGAUCAACGGGCUCUUUGGGUGCCUGUGUGGAACAUGCAACAAGGGGCCACUGUGAGGUCCUGACGGUUGUCUAGUGCCCCCUGCUGGAAGACAGAGCACAGUACUGUCCACAUUGCACACAAUAUUCACAUUGAAAUGAUUGCUCAAAGUGUUUCUUCAGAUUUUUAUACUUUCUAUGUGUAUAUGAUGCUUUGCACUUCUUUAUAAAAGACACAUAUCUGGAAUAUCUGGAUCAUGUUGAAGUAUGUUGUUAAAAUGGCACAGCAUUAGCAAUUAUCCAUGUUAAUAAAAUGGGUAAUUUUUUUAAAAAAUAAAAUGGAUUUUAACACAA